AUGGACAGUAACAGCAUAUUAAGACUUUUAAUUGAGGAUGAUGAGUUGGAUUUGUUAUUUGAUGAGAAUCAGUACAUGUGUGCUCUUUUGGAGGAGAUGGGUGGAGCAACAGAAGCUGAUGCUGAUAGGCAAUUAGUCAGGACAAACCGAGGUGAAGGUUGGCGACGUGUGCAACGUUUUAUGAACGGGUCUGAGGUACAAUGCUAUGAGAUUCUACGCAUGAACCAGGAAACAUUUAAGAGUUUGUGUAAGGUGCUAUCAGAAAAGUAUGGGUUAAAGGAGACUCACAAUGUUUACGUUGAGGAGAGUGUUGCAAUGUUCUUAGAGACGGUCGGACAAGAUGCAACUGUACGGGCUAUAUCAGAGCAUUAUCAGCAUUCAACUGACACUGUGAAAAAGAAGUUAGAACAGGUAUUAAGUUCUCUCUUGAAGCUUGCAUCAGACAUUGUGAAACCGACUAGGAAUGAGUUUGCAACUGCUAGUCCUUUUCUAGAAGGUAAACCACAGUAUUGGCCUUACUUUAAGAACUGCAUAGGUGCUUUAGAUGGAACUCAUAUUGCUGUCCGUCCACCAUCUGGGAAUAGUGAGCCAUUUAGAGGUAGAAAAGGUGAACCAACCAUGAAUGUGCUGGCUAUUUGUAAUUUUGACAUGAGGUUCAUCUACGCUUAUGUUGGAGUUCCCGGGAGAGCACAUGAUACGAAGGUGCUAACAUACUGUGCUACUGAAGAAGCUUCUUUUCCUCACCCACCAGCUGGAAAAUACUACUUGGUCGACUCAGGUUACCCAACCAGAACUGGUUACUUAGGUCCUCAUCGCAAGACUAGAUACCAUAUAGAUCAGUUCAACAGAGGAGGUCCACCAUCAAACACUAGGGAAUUGUUCAACCGCAAGCACUCCGGUUUAAGAUCAAUGAUUGAGAGGACUUUUGGUGUUUGGAAAGCCAAGUGGAGAGUUUUAGACAGAAAACAUCCCAAGUAUGAGUUGAAGAAAUGGAUAAAGAUUGUGACAGCAACCAUGGCCCUCCACAACUUUAUUCGAGAUUCACAACAUGGAGAUACUGAUUUUUCUUAUUGGGAAGGAGUGGAAUCAUAUGAACAGCAUGGUGAUGAUCAAGAAGAGCAUGUUGGAUACAUUCCGCAGGGUGAUAGACUGAUGGAGAGUGUGCGUCACUGUAUUACUAUGGAGAUGGCAAGAGGAACUAGACUUCCAUACUAG
This is a messenger RNA of Brassica napus (rape), 1215 nucleotides long. Its product is annotated as protein ALP1-like. The coding region runs from base 1 to 1215 and encodes 404 amino acids. Lineage: Eukaryota; Viridiplantae; Streptophyta; Magnoliopsida; Brassicales; Brassicaceae. The record is from RefSeq and is a predicted model, not a curated record. The transcript is spliced from 3 exons.